CAUCCGCCUGGAAAGGGGGGGAAGUUUGAUCCUCUUUCUCACGGAUCGCAGUCAACGGGAGUUUCUUCUCCCAACUCUUUACGCAUAGGAUUUUUCCCCGUUUGGCUUGGGUGGUUUUUUUAUUUUAGGAUUUUUCGCAAAAACGUGGUAAUUCUCGACACGGUGUCUGCAGCUUGCGCGCUCCGCUAAACUGGAUUUUAAUUUGCUUUUCUGUUUUCUUCCCGUCUCCUAAGUUUGCUUCAAGCUCACGACUAUGCUGCUUGAUAGCGGUCCGCAGUUCGCAUCGUUAGGAGUGGGGGGUUUCGGGACACCACGGCACCACGAAAUCGGGAACAGAGACCCGAGUCUGGGACUGAAUCCCUUCACCGAUUCCUCUCACUCCGCAGCUUUCAAAAUCAGCCCCGUUGCUCACGACAUCGCCUCCAGCCAGACAUCAGCUUUCACCCCGCAAGCCACUGGAUAUGCUGCAGCCCUGGGACACACUCACGGCGGGCAGGUGGGCUCGUACGGCGGGGGAGCGUUCAAUUCAACACGGGACUUUCUCUUCCGGAACCGGAGUGUCGGAGAGUCCGCGGCGCCGAGCGCCCAGCAUGGGAUCUUUGCAGCGUCGGCGGGGAGCCUCCACGGACCGCCCGGGAUCCCCGACAACCCCGGACAUCUGUUGUUUCCAGGACUUCACGACCAGGGGGUGAGCCACACUUCACCGAGUGGACAUGUAGUUAACAGCCAAAUGCACCUUGGCUUACGCGGGGACAUUUUCGGAAGACCCGAUCCGUACCGUUCAGUCGCAAGCCCUCGGACGGACCCCUACGGGGCUCAGCUCCACAACUACAACCAUCCUAUCAAUAUGAACAUGGGGAUGAAUGUGCCGACACACCACGGUCCCGGGGCCUUCUUUAGAUACAUGAGGCAGCCGAUUAAACAAGAAUUAUCCUGCAAAUGGAUAGACGAGAACCAGAUGAACAGACCCAAAAAGACUUGCGACAGGACUUUCAGCACCAUGCACGAGAUGGUCACUCAUGUGUCCAUGGAGCAUGUCGGCGGCCCCGAGCAGAGCAACCACGUCUGCUACUGGGAGGACUGCCCGAGAGAAGGGAAGUCUUUUAAGGCCAAGUACAAACUCGUCAACCACAUCCGCGUGCACACGGGCGAGAAACCGUUCCCAUGCCCGUUCCCCGGAUGUGGGAAAAUAUUCGCCAGGUCGGAGAAUUUGAAAAUCCACAAAAGAACACAUACAGGUGAGAAGCCGUUUAAGUGUGAAUUUGAUGGCUGUGACAGACGCUUCGCCAACAGCAGCGACAGGAAAAAGCACAUGCAUGUGCACACAUCAGACAAGCCAUACAUCUGCAAAGUGUGCGACAAGUCAUACACACACCCCAGCUCUCUCAGGAAACACAUGAAGGUACACGAGUCUCAAGGAUCUGAAUCGUCUCCAGCAGCAAGCUCUGGAUACGAGUCGUCCACGCCGCCAGUGCUGGUCUCAGCCAGCAGCGAAGACCCGACAAAAACACCGCCGUCAGCCGUACAAAACACGUCUGGCCACAGCGAAGGACUGGCACCCAACUUUAAUGAAUGGUACGUUUGAAGUCAGAGGAACAAGCUCGCCCUCAAUGUGGACCACGGGGUUGAGGAUAAAUGAGGCUAAAAACCUUAAAAAAACUAUUCCUGUUCACUUAACACAUACACACACGCGCGCACACACACACACACACACACACACAAAUGGGAUUGGGACAACAACAACAACAACAACAACAGGAGAUGAGAGCAAAAGCCAGCACCAAGCAGGCCACGACCGUUCUCAGGAUCACGAAAUUUGACUUUUAUUCCGCAGUUUUGAGUAAAUCAAAUAAAUCACGAAUAAAUAAACUUAAUACUUUCUCAGUAUAAAUGUUUUUUUUAUCUUUUAGUUUACAGAUUUCAGAAAAAAAUGUUUUAUUUUUCAUUUUAUGUAUUUUCUCAAAUUUUUAUUUAAAAAAAAGAAUAAAAAAGGAAGAUUAUUUCAUGCUGUUUUUUAUGACGGUGACAGGCUUAUUGUCGCCUCUUCAAUUGAUUGUUGGAACUUCAAACAGUCUUAAGAAACGUGCCAAAGUCUUUGUCAUGAACUUGAACACAGAAAAAAAAAAAAUCAUAAAUAAAUAUUAUACUCGUGAAUGUAUUUCCUUGUUUGAUGGGGUCGAAUCUGUUGUCAACGUCCGUUUUCAGGUGGAGAAAUGUGGUAUUAGGUUACGAUUGUUACCGUUGAAUAUAACGUUGCCUUUUGUUAAUACCGUUGUAAAUACAUAUCCAUGAUGCCAUAUUUAUCAAUUUGUAAUUUAAUUAUGGGUAUAAGUUCUGAAACUUAAAUGAUAUUUAUGGAAAUGUUUUCUAACAAGAACUGUACAGUUUUGGUCAUAACCAGCUUAACAUUGAACAAAUGAUAAACCCUAAAGCUCCAACAUUGCGAUUGUAUUCUUCUGUUUUUUUUUUCCUUUUUAACCAAUAAGCCUAC
Messenger RNA from Xiphias gladius (swordfish), 2491 nucleotides. It is a transcript of the gene zic3, whose product is annotated as zic family member 3 heterotaxy 1 (odd-paired homolog, Drosophila). The coding region runs from base 254 to 1585 and encodes 443 amino acids. The transcript has 3 exons. NCBI's taxonomy places the organism in Eukaryota, Metazoa, Chordata, Actinopteri, Istiophoriformes, Xiphiidae. Gene Ontology annotation, biological process: central nervous system development; regulation of transcription by RNA polymerase II. Gene Ontology annotation, molecular function: RNA polymerase II cis-regulatory region sequence-specific DNA binding; DNA-binding transcription factor activity, RNA polymerase II-specific. The record is from RefSeq and is a predicted model, not a curated record. Gene Ontology annotation, cellular component: nucleus.